UCCUCGUGCCUCCAUAGUCCCCAACUACUCGUCGUGUGCCUUCUUCAAUGCUUCCGCUCCAGGAGCUCCAGUAGCAGCAGAAGUUGCCUGCAACAGCCGGGCCCACCACCGCCUCCUUCCCCCAACCAGCGUGAGCCCACCACCGCCCAUUGCCGCCGCGACAAUGGCGUCGCCGCCGGAGCCGGAGCCGGACGCCGGCGGCCUCACCGACUACGAGCGCCGCCGUGCGGAGAACAUCCGGCGCAACGGCGUCAUCCUCGACUCCCUCCGCCGCAAGGCCGCCGAGCUCUCCGCCAUCAUCCAGCUCUCGCGCCCCCCCACCAAGAAGCAGCAGCCCCGCGCGCGCCCCCGCGCCGCGCCCGCCGUCGUGCGCCGCUCCCUCCGCACGCAGGGCCUUCCUCCACCUCCCGCCUCCGGGCCAGCGCCAGCGCCACCUCGCCGCAGCACCCGGAUCACCCCGUCCCUCGCCUCCGCCAUCCUCGACGCCACCUCUCCCCCCGCGUCCGAGGCCAAGGUCCGCGACGACGGCUUCGACGCCAGGACGGAGCUGGUGCUGAGGCCCUCCAACGUGAGGAGGCUCGUGUCGGCGGACAGGAUACCGUCGUUGCGGAUCCUGCCGCUGGUGGACCGGACCGUGGUGGCGGCGGGGAGCAAUGUCGGGCAUGUUGGGUUCUGGGUCGUCGAUGACGAUGGUGACGACGCACACAGGGUGUUCGAGUAUAUGCCUCACCUGAGCUCUGUGGGAGCAAUCGUUGCACACGCAGCCAAGCCGCACAAGAUUUACAGCUGUAGUCACGGAGGUGAAAUAUGUCUUAUGGACCUUGAGAGAGAGAACUUUAAUAUUACCCGGCUGUCCGAAUUUCCUAUUUUGUCACUUUGUCAAGCGCCAAAUAGCCCCAGCUGUCUAUAUUUUGGUGAAGAAACAGAUGUGAAACUUUUUGAUGAUAGGAUUGGUAAGGUGUCAACCUCAUGGAAUGCACAUGCUAGCAGAAUCAACUCAAUAGAUUUUCAUCCAGAGAACACAUAUAUGUUGGCCACAAGUUCAAGAGAUGGAACUGCUUGUAUGUGGGAUUUGAGAACCAUGAAAAAGAAGGGAGCGGAGAGCUUGGUGGUUCUUGAACAUGACAGAGGUCUUCAGUCAGCUUAUUUUUCACCAAGCGGACAUAUGGUUGCAACUACAAGCUUAGAUGGUAUUGUCCGAGUUUUUAGUGUGGAUAACUUCGAAAACUUUCAUACAGUGGAGCGAAAUAACAAUAUCGGCACACAUCUUUCUACAUUCAAGGCAAUCUGGGGCUGGAAUGACAUGGACUUGUUUAUUGGAAAUGCGACACGUGCAAUAGAUGUUAUCUCAGUUGACCUGAAUGACAGUAGCAUCUCAACUACGAACAACGCAUGUCUCAAGAGCGAACACAUGGUUUCCAUCCCAUACCGAUUUUCUGCGCACCCAUGUAAAGUUGGUCACCUUGCUUGUUCAAGCUCCAGCGGCAAGGUGUUUCUUUGGACCAGAGCAUGAACCAACAAGGCUUCAAAUGACUGAUUCUUUUGACUCAACUUUUGGUAAGGUGUUAAUUUUGAUGGUUGCAACACCUAAGUCUUGUUUCAUACUCCCCAAGGCAUGAACAGAUGACUGAUAUAUUUAGAUGGAAGAGGAUCCUCUAAACUUCCCAUGGUAAAGCUAAGUUAGAGAAGCAUAGUGCUGUGAUUUUUGGGCACAUAUCAGUCAUCUCAUCUGAUAUGAGAUGGAUGGUUCUAGAUUCUCCUUACAGUGCUAUGCUACAGUGAAAACACUAACUUUUGUGUGCUACAGUGAGUCGGCAUAGAACCCAACACUGUGCGCUACCAUGCUCCUCUGACAGUUACUUCACAACAUCAGAGGAACCGGAUCCAUUUAGAUGGUGUACAUACAACUCGUAUAAUGGGUUAUAUCUCUAGUUAUUGCAAUAUAUUUGCACUGUCAAUGAUUUGGGCUGUCUAUUUAUCAGUUCUGUAUUUUUCUCCCUAUCUAUCGGUCAUUUCUUAACUGGUAGGAAUGCUUUCAAUUUGUGCACAGCUAUAAACCCCUCACUCAUGAUCAUCGGCAGUCAUGCCCUGCUACCCAUUAUACGAGAGUGAAUCAAAGAACCCAAUACUUAAGCUAUUUUCCACAUCACAUUAUAUUUGAGGGCAUCACCGGGAACCAGCCCAUCCCACCCUUCCACCCACAUCGCUCCUAGUUUCCCAAUCCGGUCACUUCACUGGAGGAAGAACCGCAUAAGGUUGAACUGUAGGAUCUGAGGGCUUUCAUUUGUUACCUAAAAUUUAGGAAAAUUGAUAUACAAAUGAAUAGCAAAGCCUGGAAAAACAAUGGCUGCGGAAAAGAGCUUUCUUUUUAUGAUGGAAAACAAUCCUUAAUCAUCUAACCCGAUAUUUUUUUUCGAGGAACCGACGGCAGAAGUUUCUUCUGCCGGAAUUUAUAGAAGAAGAGAAAUGGCCCAGUUAAUAAGGGAAACCGGGCCCAAAAACUGAACAAGUAAACGGGAAACCGGCAAAAACCUAUAAAAAAAGGAAAAGGAAGCAACUAUUAAGACCUCACAAAAGUCAUCGUUGCCGAGCUUGCCAAAGGCAAGCAGCUUCGACAACAUAAUGCACGAGGUCUCCAGAACCACCAAACAUCGUCUAAUGGAGUAGAAACCUUUUGAGCAAAGCCUUCAACAAGGGAACAUACAUCAAGAAUGCUGUCAACGUCUGUUCUAAAAGGAACCCGGUUUUCACUUGAAGGGAGAGAGAGCCAUCAUGACGAUGCCUUCAAGGAGGAAACGACACCCACAGGCGUCAAUAUCAUCACCCGAGACUCUCAAAAUGCUCCACCUCCAAACCCUCGUCGCAUUGCCUGGACGUCUGUUGAUGGUCAUCGUUGCCGAGCUUGCAAGACAAACAGCUCCGACUCUGCCUCAACAGUCAAUCUCAACAGUCAAUCACAUUGCAGUUCCACCAGAGACCACCUCACACACAGGAACCCAGCUACAGCAAACCUACGGCGCGGCCGACGACCAGCGAGGCAGGACGCUGGAAACCAACUCCGCAUGCCACCCCUACCGCACCAAGGAGCUCCCCAGCAUCGACUGGAAGUAGCCUAGCCUAAGAAGGGAGGAGCAGAGCGGGCGCCGCACCGCCGGUGAGCACCGGAAGAAGAACAACUGAAGAAGAGGAGAACCGGAUCUGGAGGAACAGGAGGGAGGGAGAUGGAGGCGUCAUCCCCGACGCCGACAAAACCGCAGCAGGUCGGCUGCCCUCGGCCAGGUCCGCGGCAGUCGGCGCCGUAGAGCCGGACUGGAGCCGCCGCCGACCGGACGCGAGCCGCCGCCGACCCGAUGCCGUCGUCGCCGACGAGCCCGUGCCGGAGAAGCCCGUCACCGGCCACCCGCCUACGCCUGAGCGGCGCCGGCGUCGACCAAGCCCGUCGCGGACACCCUGGCCAGAUUAGGAAGCGGGGCGACCGGAUCUGGCGACGCCGUCGCCCAUCGCCGGAGCCGCGGAGAGCCCCACCGCCGCGCCGUCGUCACCGUGGAGAGCCCCACCACCGCACUGUGGCCGCGCCGUCCCCGUCGCCACGACCUCGCCGUAGCCGCGACCUCGCCGUCCCGCCGCCAUCGUCGCCACGCCCGCGCCGGGGCGAGAUGGAGCCGAUGAGGAUGGCCCUGCCGCCGCCAUCCCAGCGCGUCGCCCGGCUUUGCCGGCGACGAGUUCCAGCGGCAGCGAAGCACGGGGGAGGGAAGAGGAGGGGCGGUGGCGGCUAGGGUUUUGCCCCCGAGCCGCCACGCGAGGGGGCGUAACCCAAUAUUUCGUAAGCUAUUUUUCACAAUGGUUGUUCUUGGACUGUACGAAGGAAUCAACAACAUUGAUUUUGUUUUCUCUGCAAAUACAUACACUACACCAUGCAUGAGUUUUUAUGGAGAUUAAAUUUUCUUUUCUA
Messenger RNA from Oryza sativa Japonica Group (Japanese rice), 3952 nucleotides. RefSeq lists its product as uncharacterized. Gene Ontology annotation, biological process: regulation of DNA damage checkpoint. Gene Ontology annotation, cellular component: nucleus. Gene Ontology annotation, molecular function: DNA binding; protein binding. The record is from RefSeq and is a predicted model, not a curated record. NCBI's taxonomy places the organism in Eukaryota, Viridiplantae, Streptophyta, Magnoliopsida, Poales, Poaceae.